GAAAGGGUGUCCCAUCUUUCCCACCCUACUAUAUCAAAUGUGUUUUUAAAAAUGCAAUAAACACAUUGCAAAGACUCGUCGCAAAUAAAGCUGUUUCUGGAAACCGCUUGUCUGUUGUUAAUUCGUCCAACCAGUAGACGUAUAGCGACCACGAGUGUAAAACAAUUCUCCCACGUUUUGGCUCAAAAUUUCUAGGUAAUAUUGCUUUGUUUUGCACAAAUACACGAUAUAGCUCACAGACAGCCAAGCAUCAACGUUGUGGAUUCAGCUGCAAAAGAAUAAGCAAUGUCGGACAUCAAGAAAAAGAAAAACUUUGGACUCCGCUUUUGGCAGUUGAAAAGUUUCAUCCCACGCAUUGUGCUGUACUUCCUGUUUACAUCGCUGACGUCAUCAGGGAUCGAAUCGUGGCCUGAUUGGGUGGUUUUGGUUGUCAAGAUCCUACCGAUCGCAUACCUUAUAAAGUUCGUGUGGUUACAACAUGGAUCUCUUGGAGCUUUAUGGAGAUGUCCCUUCUCUAGAUACGUCACUAUGGGUUUGGUUUUCUCCCUACUGGGGGAUUCCCUGCUGGUGUAUCAGAAUUAUGACGAAACAUUGUUCAUAGCAGGUAUAAUCUGCUUUGCUCUCGGCCACACUUUCUAUAUUUGUGCUUUUGGAUGGGAGACUCUACAGCUCCCUCUGCUGGUCAAGUUUAUGUGUCUCUCUGGUUCCCUCUAUUGGUAUGUUACAUACCUUAUGUUUACUGUCGAGUUAUAA
Molecule: messenger RNA, 753 nt
Organism: Ciona intestinalis (vase tunicate)
Lineage: Eukaryota; Metazoa; Chordata; Ascidiacea; Phlebobranchia; Cionidae
Source: RefSeq, a predicted model, not a curated record